Papilio polytes (common Mormon) is the source of this 1109-nucleotide messenger RNA. RefSeq names its product phospholipase A1-like. The coding region runs from base 36 to 1061 and encodes 341 amino acids. The record is from RefSeq and is a predicted model, not a curated record. The transcript is spliced from 3 exons. NCBI's taxonomy places the organism in Eukaryota, Metazoa, Arthropoda, Insecta, Lepidoptera, Papilionidae. Gene Ontology annotation, molecular function: lipase activity.
UCUCAAAAGUGUCGGACGUGAGAGAGGUUAUCAAAAUGUUUACGUUUUAUUUGAUCGCUUGUGCGUUUUUUGUCAACGUAAAGAGUGAUUGGGGACCUUUCCAAGCGUUGUUGUACUCUGAUUUAAUAACUUGUAACCACAAUAAACAAGUAGAUCUUGAUGUGAAAGACACUAUGGUCUAUUUCUACGAUUUUAAAAACAAUCUAAACGUAAGCUACAAGAUCGACAAAUUCGUUGAUGGCAUAUCUCAUUAUCAAACUUUAGAUGUCAAAAGGAAAUUGAUAUUUUUCGUCCCAGGUUACAAAUCUAGUAUUUACAAGAAGACGGAAGAGAAAAUACGUCAAACAUUCAGCGAUUUAGACACAUAUCUGAUUAUAAUUGACCAUUCCACUUACACAUCUUCGAAAGGUGGAGUCAGAGAUAGUUACGAGAGAUCUGUGAUGUAUACUUAUCAUCUCGGCAGGGCAUUAGGAAAAUUACUCGUUGAUUUCCACACAAAAGGAUUUCCUUCCAACAAAAUUCAUUGCAUCGGUCACAGCCUAGGAGCUCAAAUGCUUGGCUUCGCUGGAACAACCUACAUGAGAUUAACAGGCGAGAAAAUAUGGCGGAUAACGGGAAUCGAUCCAGCCGGUCCUUGUUUUUCUAACAGUCUUAUAGAAGACCAAUUAAGAUCAGGCGUAGCUCAAUAUGUUGAAGUAUAUCACUGUAAUGUGGGAGAAUUGGGAACGACCAGUAUCUUAGCUGAUACAGAUUUCUUUAUAAAUAACGGUAAGAAGCAACCGGAGUGCCAUGAAGGAUUGAUCCCAGGAUACGGGGCUUCAGAAGCAGCGAAAUGCAGUCAUAAAGCAUGUGUCAGAUAUUGGGCUGAAACGGUGCAUCACCCCGGUUGGUAUUCGGCCUGGAAAUGUGACAGUUAUAAGGAGUUUUCUAAAGGAAGAUGCAUUAGGAAUGACGUCACAAUAGCUGGUUACUCUAACCCAGUGACGGCGCCGACCAGUUUCAGACUCUGCGAGGGACCUUCUUCAGGGCGAGGAUUAAUGGUGUUGUGUAGCGGUAAAUAAUUUAACUAUAUCAUGAUUAGUUAAUUAAAUAAUCCUUGAAGAAUUAAA